AUUUGCUGAUCAAAAGCAGCUGUGACCAUACUAUAUCGCCAGAUUGGAAUUGAUCACAGCCAGAGUCAAGUUUAGGUGUCGAGGAAGACUACAGCCAAUAAGAAACUGAAGAGCAAUAUGAAGUCUCCAGUGGUGUUUGUCCUGAUCCUGGCCGCGACAACCUUCGCAGCAGCUGCAAGUAUUCCGCUGAUUUAUGCCUCUGUGAACCCGGUACCAGUGGGAAACAAUGUCACACUUUUCAGCCAGUUCCCUGUUACCACAGGGGCAUGGAUGUUCAACAAUGAAAUCAUUGUGAUGAUAUUCCCGGGAGGUCAGGUCAUAACUAACACUUGGAGUAACAGGGUUACAUUCAAUUCAACCACUUCAUCAUUGACUAUAAUGUCACUACAGCUGGAAGACUCUGGAGUGUACACAUUACAGUCACUGAAUGUUUUUGUUGCUCAGUUAACACUGUCAGUGCAAGUGCCUAUUUCAAAUGUGACUCUGAGGGCAAAUGCAACCAACCUGGUGGAGUUCAAUAACACAGCAGUUCUCAUGUGCUCUGUGCUCUACGGCUCAUCCCUGUCUUAUGUUUGGCUAAACGGCAGCUCUGUGGUUACAACCGGUGGUAUGGCACAGCUCAGCAAUGGAGGCACCACUCUCACAAUAGUCAGUGUGACCCGCUAUGAUCAGGGGCCGUUCAUGUGCAAUGUGUCCAAUGGUGUGAGCCAAGCAGUCAGUCUCCCUGUACUUCUGAACAUCAGCUAUGGUCCAAGUAACACAACAAUGACGAUCAUGCCCAUGAGAUCCACCUACAUAACAGGAUCUAACAUCACACUGUCAUGCUCAGCUGACUCCAUUCCUCCAGCGAUGAUCCAGUGGAUGGUUGAUGGGAUGUAUCUAAAUCAGUCUGACCCACAGCUUCAACUACAGAUGGUUAAAGAGAGCAACUCGGGAAAUUACCAGUGCAUAUUUUACAACCCAGUCACGCUCCUGUUCAGCAGCAAAAGUGCAAUGAUCAAUAUUUUAGAGCCAAUAGUAGCAGUUGUGGUGAAUCACACAGGUGGACCAGUAAUACUUCAUGAGAGAUUAAUUCUGAAUUGUGAAGUGACUGGAGUUGUUGCCAGCAUUCAAUGGUGGAGAAAUGGUCAACGUAUUACUGCUGACAAUACAACACAAAUAAACAACAAGACACUGAUUAUCUUAUCAGUCCAACUAUCAGAUAAUGGAAAUUAUCAGUGUCAGGCUUUUAAUUCUGUGAGCAACAUGACCAGCAGCCCCUACACAGUUCAAGUAAACUAUGGACCAUGGAUGCCAAAUAUAAUGGGGCCAAAUAUGGCAAAGGCAGGAGACAAUGCCACAUUCAGCUGCUACGCAUCAUCAAACCCUACCAGCUCCUACAAAUGGUUCUUCAAUGAUUCUCUAGUGGCCAAUACGUCUCAGUAUGUCACACCUCUUCUUACCAAAGAAAUGAGUGGAAUGUACACCUGCAUGGCCUUCAACGACAUCACCGGCAAAAACAGCACUACCUACACGAUGCUCACUGUUUUGGCUCCAGUGACUAUGGCGUCAAUAAAAAUUGUCGGCGCUCAGCCAAUCCAGAACCACACUUUCACUUUAACAUGUGAGGCAUCUGGAGAUGUGGAUUUCAUUAUCUGGAUGUAUGGUUGGUCUCAACUGUAUGCUGACAACACAAGAAACUUCUCAAUGGACCAAGCCACCCUCACCUUUGCUCCUGUCAUGAACUCUGACAAUGGAAAUUAUCAGUGUAUAGCUUCCAACCCACUCAGCAGCUCAUCAAGCCAAAACUUUACGCUGGAGGUUUUUUAUGGACCGUGGAUGCCAACUAUAAUGGGGCCAAAUAUGGCAAAGGCAGGAGACAAUGCCACAUUCAGCUGCUACGCAUCAUCAAACCCUACAAGCUCCUACAAAUGGUUCUUCAAUGAUUCUCUAGUGGCCAAUACGUCUCAGUAUGUCACACCUCUUCUUACCAAAGAAAUGAGUGGAAUGUACACCUGCAUGGCCUUCAACGACAUCACCGGCAAAAACAGCACUACCUACACGAUGCUCACUGUUUUGGCUCCAGUGACUAUGGCCUCAAUAAAAAUUGUCGGCCCUCAGCCAAUCCAGAACCACACUUUCACUUUAACAUGUGAGGCAUCUGGAGAUGUGGAUUUCAUUAUCUGGAUGUAUGGUUGGUCUCAACUGUAUGCUGACAACACAAGAAACUUCUCAAUGGACCAAGCCACCCUCACCUUUGCUCCUGUCAUGAACUCUGACAAUGGAAAUUAUCAGUGUAUAGCUUCCAACCCACUCAGCAGCUCAUCAAGCCAAAACUUUACGCUGGAGGUUUUUUAUGGACCGUGGAUGCCAACUAUAAUGGGGCCAAAUAUGGCAAAGACAGGAGACAAUGCCACAUUCAGCUGCUACGCAUCAUCAAACCCUACCAGCUCCUACAAAUGGUUCUUCAAUGAUUCUCUAGUGGCCAAUACGUCUCAGUAUGUAAUACCUUUUCUUACCAAAGAAAUGAGUGGAACAUACACCUGCGUGGCCUUCAAUGACAUCACCGGCAAAAUCAGCACUGCCUACACGAUGCUCACUGUUUUUGAUCAUUUAAAACAUGUACACAUAGAAACACCUAUGACUCCUGCCAUAGCAGGUAAUUCUUAUAAUCUAAUUUGCAAUGUAAGUGGACCUGCUGGGGAUGUUUACUGGAUGAAAAAUGGUGAGCCACUCCAUGAAGACAACAGAACUGUUUUCUCAAUGGAUAAGAAGACAAUCACCUUCAACCCACUUGGACAACAUGAUACUGGGCUCUACCAGUGUAUGACUAUUAAUGCUGGUUGGAACAUGACCAGCACUCCUUACAUGCUCAUUGUGUACUUUGGACCACAAACACCCAUGAUUGAAGGGCCAGCUUUUGCUGAGACAGGACAUUACGCUGUUUUUCAGUGUUCUGCCAUGUCGAUGCCUCCCAGUCAAUUCACCUGGUGGUUCAAUGGUUCCCAGGUGUCCAAUACUUCAAUGUUUAAAACUGACCUUCUGUCUUUAAAUAUGAGUGGAGAAUACACCUGCAUGGCUUACAAUUAUAUGACAAAACAGAACAGCACAAACUCCAAGAUGCUCACAGUCAUUGAGCCAAUAGAGUCAGUGAUGAUCAGAAACAACACCGUUCCAAUAAACUCUAAAAACUUCACUCUCACUUGUGACGUUACUGGGCCCUAUAGCACAAUCUACUGGAUGAAGGACAACAUGACCCUCAACAUGGCAAACCUCACCAUGGCAAACCUCACCGCAACCCCUCACAUGUCCUACCACGCUCAAAACAACACACUGCACUUCACUCCAUUGACGAUGCACAGUGAUGGGACAUAUCAGUGUGUCGCUACCAAUCAGGCUGGUCCACAUAAAAGCCCCCGAUACAUGCUCCUGGUGAACUAUGGCCCUCUGAGUGUGAAUAUCUCUGGUCCAGGUUCAACUAAAGUUAACCUACAAGUGUCCUUGAAUUGCUCUGCUGAUUCUCGGCCAGCUUGUAACUUCCAGUGGUUCUUUAACAAUAACUCGAUGGCUCUCAAUACUGGCUCUGUUAUCACUUUCCUUGCAAACAAAGGGACUCAGGGAAGCUACAUGUGUAAGGCAACGAACCCUGUGACCAACAUCACAAUGUACCAGACCACAGCGUUUACUGUCACUGCUCCAUUAGCUCACGCCUCGGCCCUCCAUUUCCCAUCCCAAGGCGGUCUGAUGUUGAUGGGUCUGUUUGCUUUGUCUGUGCCUGUGCUGUUCAGCUAAGUCCUCCGCACUGAGAAAUCCAGUAAGACUGAAAGGGCUCUUGCUCCCUCUACAGUCUUAACAGUCUUACUGUACAAUUAAUGGGAAAGUAUAGUAAAUAAUCUGAUGCCAUGGUAUAAUUUCUUGUGGGUUUUUUUUGAAAGGAAAAUAAGAAUUUGGAAAUGUGACAGACUUUGAUUGACGUUACAGUUUGUUGUUAGAUAUUUCCUUUCGUCAGAUAUAUUUUAAUUAACGUACGUUAAUACAGAAUAGUAACAUUGACGCUGACAAUGAAAUGGUAAAUCAUCUUAUUAUUGCAUUUUUAUUGCCCGUUUGUUGUUAGCAAGUAAAAGUGGUUGUUGUUGUUUCUGCCAUUCAGGUAAUUUAUGCAUUAAUUAAUUGUAUUAAACUAACAAGUGUGUUCCCCUAAAACACCUUCAUACUCUUUUGGUACAAACUGCAAUUCUUCACUCUGAACACCUGGAAGCUUUCUACAUGUGUGAUAAUAUUAAAACUGUAAUUUAUUUCUUAAUCAAUAAAUAAUCAACCCAA
This is a messenger RNA of Perca fluviatilis (European perch), 4302 nucleotides long. RefSeq names its product carcinoembryonic antigen-related cell adhesion molecule 5-like. Lineage: Eukaryota; Metazoa; Chordata; Actinopteri; Perciformes; Percidae. The transcript is spliced from 15 exons. Bases 118 to 3771 code for a protein of 1217 amino acids. The record is from RefSeq and is a predicted model, not a curated record.